AUAAGUUUUCAAAUGCGUUAUUAAAAGAUACUGGCAUAAGCAGAAUUCCAAAUGGUUUUAUAUUUGAGUUUAAUUUACCUAAUGGCGAAAAAUGUGCUCAAGUUGAAUACAAGUUAAAUCAGCAAGAUUGGAUAAAUAUUAAUAUGGAAAAAAAAGCAUAUCAAAGUUAUGUUGUUUCCAGAAGAAAGAAUACUAAAUUAUUUGUAAAAAUAGAAAAUUUCAUGCUUGUCAAUGCCAAAAUUUAUUUCAAGUUCACCUUUCAAGGCUCAAAUGAAAAUAUUUUUCAAGUAGUUUGUACUGUUGUUAUUGCAGGUAUGCGGGACUAUGAGUUGAAUUAUAAUCAGUUAAUCAUAUCAUUGCCUGAAGCAAUUGAUUUUAAUGAAAACAUAAGAAAAUUAGAUUUGAUUGAUUGGCAACUGGCACUUGGUAUCAACCAAUCAGAGUUCUUAAAUGAGAUUGGUAUAGCUGCUGCUGUAAACUACAUAAACAAAUAUUUUCCUAACAACGAUGUAAUUCUUACACAUAACCAGUUUGGUGAAAAAGACAACCUAACUAUUGUUUUUCACAGAUUUUUUGAAAUUUUACGUGAGAUUGAAUAUACUCGUGCAAUAUUAAUCAGUUAUCCUAUAAACUAUUAUUCAUGUAAUUUUUUACAAAGUUUUUUUGAAAAUAUGAAGCAUUUAAGAUUUUCUGGAGAUGAAAAUAAAUUAUCAAUUUUUAUCUCAAAAUAUAGCCUUGUUAUCUUUGUGCGAAUUGCUUCUUCAUUAGAGCAGAUUAGAGCAGAAUGUGCAAACUGUUUAAAUGAUAUUAUAUUAUUUUACAAUGUAAACAAGUCUCUUAUUGAAAAUGAAGAGUUAAAUAUAUUAGGAACUGUUGUUUUGCCUAUCAAGCGAAGUGAAUUGAAAGAAGAGAUGUUUUUUCAUUUUUCUAAUGAGUUAAAUUUAGACAGAGUUUUGUUUUUAUGUCAAGAUGAUCUAAAUAAUGUCGAGAAAUUUGAAAACUGGUGGAGAUUAACUAUUGCAUAUUUUUACUACAAGAGAAAUAAAUUUCCUGUAAGCAAUGAAUUCCUUUUUAAAAAACUUAUUGGUUUAGCUAUGUUUUUUAUGGAAAAACUUGAUACUAACAAUAUUAGUUUACUCUCAACCUUGGUCUCAGAAUCUAGUCCUCAAAUCCAGAUUGAACCAUUGGCUCUUAACAAUCAACAAAUGAAUGCAAUAAAUAAUAAUAUGCGUAUAAAAAUUAUUACUGGAGGCAAUGGAUCAGGAAAAUCUAUUGUUGGAAAGAAGAUUGUUGAAAGUUUUAAGAGUAAAAUGUCAAAAAAUUACUUGGCCUUUUAUUAUAUAUGUUGUAAUCAUUUCUCCUUGUUUGAAUGCGAGAUGAAAGAGUUUGUUGACAAAAUUGAGAAGCCUCCUGAUGUUACUGUUGUUUGUGAUAAUUUAUAUGAGUUAUGGAAAAAGAUGUGUGAAGACAAAAAAAUUUCUGAAACAAAUAUUUCUCUUCCUAAAUUACUUGAGUAUUUAGCUAGCACUCAAAAUAAUAAAGUUUAUUUUGUACUUGAAGAACUUUUUGAUGAAUGUUUCAAUGAAGAAGAUGUAAAACAUUUAAAGAAGUUAUUUUCUUCUGAGUUAAAAGAAAGUAAAGUUGUUAUGAUCAUAAAACCAUCAAAUGAAACAAAUUAUUUAAACACAUUGCUUUCUCAAAAAAUGAUUGGUAUGGAAACCAUAAGUCUAAAUGAUGAAAUUAGAGGAACAAAUUAUCUUAAAUUAUUUAAAGAAUCUGCUCAAGAAUAUCUAAUUAAAUAUAAAACUUUUUUUUAUGUUCCCAACAAAAGCAGAAUACAAUCUGCAAAAUUCUUAUGGUUUGUUUUAGCGCUGUUUUGUUUUAACAUAAUAAGAAAAACUGUUGUUAUAUGUAACAACGUGGAAGAAGUAAAAUCAGUGGCAUAUGUAAUAGAUCUUAUGGAAAAUUUUAAAGCUGUACAUUACUCACCAUAUUUGCAGAAAUACUUACCAUUGUGCAAAAACUGUUCUGAGUGCCAAAACUGCUGUUGCUGUUCUCAGUAUAAAAACUGCUGUUGCUGUUCUCAGUGUGAAAACUGCUGUUGCAAAGAGUCUUGUUGUUGUUUAGCUAAAAAGAAAAACUCAAUAUACAAAAAUCACAAUUUUGGUUUGACUAUACCAAAAAAGGAAUUAAAAACAUCAGAGAAUAUGAGUACAUCAAACAUAAAAUGUCUAAAAAAAACUUCAGAUUUCAAUUUUACUUUUAAGCAAUCAAAUUUAAUGAGGAAAUAUAAAAAUCAAUCUGAAUAUGCAUUUGAAUGUUCAAAAAAAAAAAGGAAAGUUCAACAUCUAAUAAAUUCAGUUAUAGAUUGUUUCCUUAAAGAUCAAAAAAAAUCAUUUGAAAUUCAAAAUCAAUCAGAUUUCAAUUUUACCUUUAAACAAUCUAGUUUAAUUAGGGAAUAUAAAAACCAAUCAGAUUUCAAUUUUACCUUUAAACAAUCUAGUUUAAUAAGGGAAUAUAAAAACCAAUCAGAUUUCAAUUUUUCCUUUGAUGGAUUGAGGAAAUAUAAAAAUCUAUCAGAUUGUUUAUAUAAAGAUCGAGAAAAAUUGAAAGUUCAAAAUCAAUCAGUUGUUUUAGAUUGUUUCUUUGAAAGAAAAGUAGUGGAACUUCUAAAUCAAUUAGUUGCUUUAGAUUGUUUCUUUGAAAGAAAAGCAGUGGAACUUCUAAAUCAAUUAGAUUUAGUUUUAGUUUUAGAUUGUUUAUUUGAACUGCUAAGAGAAUUAAUGGAACUUCUAAAUCAAUCAGUUGUUUUAGAUUGUUUCUUUGAAAGAAAAGUAGUGGAACUUCUAAAUCAAUUAGAUUUAGUUUUAGUUUUAGAUUGUUUAUUUGAACUGCUAAGAGAAAUAAUGGAACUUCUAAAUCAAUCAGAUUUAGCUUUGGAUACCACGUUUUGUCGAGAUCCAUACAUGGAAAUUCAAUUUUGUUCAGAUUGGUUGUUUAAACGUUCAAGAAAUACUAUGGAAAUUUUAAAUCAAUCAGAUUGGUUGUUUGAACAUUCAAAAAAAAUAAUGGAAAUUCGAAAUCAAUCAGCACUUUUUAGCACUACUGAGAAAAUAAAUGCAUCUGUCAUGGACUAUGGCACAAAAAAAUUUGCAUAUGAGAUAGAAAAAAAAUCAUUUAAAAAAGGGAUUGGUUUCAUAACAUUUUGCAAGAUUUUAGGAAAAUGCAUACCAUAUUCAAUACAGGUGAUCUAGAUUAUAUUGAUGAUCUUAUUUCGCGUUCAGUCAAUCAAAAUGUGUGAAAAAAAAGUAUAUAAAUAUUAUAUUAAUAUAAUGAAUGUAAACCAUAAAAAAAUAUAUAUAGUAUAAGUAAUAUAUAAAAUAAAUAUUUUAUAACCUAAUAUUGGAUAACUUUAAUUUUAAAUUGAAUAAUUUUAUUUUUUAAAAUAACCUCUUUUUG
Molecule: messenger RNA, 3459 nt
Organism: Hydra vulgaris (swiftwater hydra)
Lineage: Eukaryota; Metazoa; Cnidaria; Hydrozoa; Anthoathecata; Hydridae
Source: RefSeq, a predicted model, not a curated record